Messenger RNA from Macrosteles quadrilineatus (aster leafhopper), 1031 nucleotides. RefSeq lists its product as uncharacterized. The coding region runs from base 23 to 946 and encodes 307 amino acids. The transcript has 13 exons. The record is from RefSeq and is a predicted model, not a curated record. Lineage: Eukaryota; Metazoa; Arthropoda; Insecta; Hemiptera; Cicadellidae.
GUCAAGUUCCACUGUCUUCAACAUGAGGGUCUUCCAUCAUGUUCUCGGGGUGACUGUACUGGCAUUUCUAGUAUGUGAGACAGCUGCAGAGCCUUCUUCAAUCUGGGAAAGCGUUGUCAAUUAUUGUUGGGGGAAAGUUUGGCCAGGCCGGACCGAUGACACAUCGCAGGCAGAUAGCCCCCCCAUCCAAAUAACCCAAAAGACGGAAGAUAUUGAUUUAUUACUGUAUGCAAAAACUGUGUACGAAAAACAAGACAUUAAGAGCGAUGUUGGAGACAAAACCACUUGGCCUCUUGAAACGGGUGUUUUGAAAUCGGAUUCGGAUUUUAUAGCAAGGCAUAAAAUACACAAGGACAAAGUACUUGCGAUUUACUUUGGCACCGAUAAGGAAACUGAGGAUUCGAUCCGACGACAAAAGGUCAAAGCUGCGAUGGAAUUCGCAAAAUACAAUUUAGAAAAUGGAAUUUUCUUAUAUGUCCGAUACGGAUCUAUCACUGAAAAUUUGCUAAAAGAAAAUGAAAUAGAUAUCGGUGAUCUUUGGUUGGACUUGAAAGAUAAGUUCCUAGAAGUCGUCGUUACUUCCAAAGGUGAAUAUGAAAAGAGACAUAACACCUAUAAAGGCAGAACUAUUUUUAUUGUUUUAAAAGACUCGGAUCAAAAGGUGCCAAUACUCACAUGUGAAGAGUCUGGUAUAACACAAGCAAAGGAUACGUUGAAGUGCAAUAAUUAUAAAAGUAAAUACAUUCGCGUCGUCUGGCUCGAGGUUGAUGUGAAGAUCCUGGGCAAGGAUUAUGUAGACAGCCUCUGUCCUAACCGAAGAAUGCCAGAUUGCUACCCUAGGAUGUACCGCGAAGUAUCUGGAAGGGUGACAGAAAUAUUUAGAGGAUAUAAGGAUAUGUACCGUGGAGAUCAAACCAAUUGGCCAUGUCACAAGAAGAAAGUUUAAUGACCCUAGGAGGGUAAAAUAAUUUGGAAGACCAAAUGCUGUAACUUACAAACAUUUCAAUUACAAAAACAUGUUAUUAUUCGUA